AUGGAUGCUCUCAGUAUUGCUAUAGAGGCUGCCGAGAGGACUGUGGCGGCGCUCCCGCCAGGCCACUCCGAUCGAGCUACGCUUUUGAACAACCUUGGAAUCUGCCUUGUGGAGAGGUUUUCUCUGAGCAGCUCGAUGGAAGACCUCGAUCGUGCCAUUGAAGUUGCCGAUGCGGUCAUCGACUCUACGCCUCAACAGCAUCCUGAUCGACCGCGCUAUAUGGAUAAUCUUGCUACAAGGCUCGGUAUGCGGUUUGGAUUGAUCGGGUCGAUUAAUGAUCUCAAUCGCGCUAUUGACCUUGUCGAGAUGGCAGUUGAAGUUACACCACCUGGCCACCUUUAUCGAGGACGUUUCUUAGGCAACCUCGCGAUUUGGCUUUGUAAAAGAUUCGAGGGCAUUGGUUCGACGGACGAUCUGGAUCGCUCUAUCUGGGCUGCCGAUAUGGCUGUCGAGGUCUUAUCAGGCGACGCAUCUCGGCGGGCCAACUACUUGAGUAUUCUGGGGAAUUGCCUCGGCAGGCGAUACCAGCAGACGGGAUCUAAUGACGACCUCGACCGUGCGAUAUCGGUUGCUGAGCUAUCGCUGGGGGAUCCAGGCCAAGAUUCCAUCCAUCGAGCCGCUUACUUGAACACUCUCGGGUUGUGGCUUGGUGAACGAUCUGAUCGAACCGGCUCAAAGGUCGAUCUUGAUCGUGCCGUCGAAGUCACCGAUAUGGCAGUCGAGGCUUUACCGCCUGAUCACCCUGAGCGAGUCAUAUGUCUGAUCAAUCUCGGAAAGAUUCUCGGCAGACGAUUUGAAAUGACUGGGUCGAUGAGUGAUCUCGACCGGGCCGUCGAGGUGUCUGAUGCUGGGCGACAAGAGUUGCCGCCCAACAGCCCUUCUCAAACCGCUUGUCUGAACAACCUCGCCAUGUGGCUGAGCAGGCGGUUUGAUCGUACCGGCUCGAUGGACGACCUCAACCGGGCUAUACAAGUUGCUGAACUGGCUCUCGCAGUCACCGCUUCGGAUCACCCCGAGCGGAGUGUCUGUUUGGGUACUCUUGGAGUUUGUCUCGGUAAGCGAUUCGAUCGGACAGCCUCGAUGGACGAUCUCGAUCGCGCUAUUGAAGUGGAAAGCACUGCAGGAGAGGCUAUUCCUACAGGCCAUCCUUUUAAAGCGAGUCAUUGGGACGCCCUUGGCGUAUGGCUCGAUAGACGAUUUGACAGAACCAGCUCGAUGGAUGAUCUCAACCGUGCCAUAGAGAUAGGUGAGAUGGCAGUAGAGGCAACUCCCCUUAACCACAUGGACCGAGCCAGUUAUCUAAACAACCUCGGAUGCUAUCUCGACAAGCGAUACGAACGAAGUGCUUCGCUGGAUGAUCUCACCCGCUCUCUCUCAUGCUUCAAAGAGGGUUGGGAUUGCCCAGGCACGCCAACCUCUAUCCGCAUUCGUCUGGCACUGGGUGCUGCUGAAACCUACGCCUCGCUGUCAAACUGGGAAGAGUCAAGCCAGUUUCUUGAAAAGGCCGUGGAACUGCUCCCAGCUGUAAGUCCGCGUUCAUCAGCGCAUAAGGACAAGGAGCACAUGCUCGCAGACUUUGUCGGCCUCGCUUCCACAGCAGCUGCCGUCUCCUUGAACGCAGGCAGGGAUGCCUACCACGCCCUGAAGCUGCUUGAGCUGGGCCGCGGCAUCAUCACCAAUCUGCUCAUGGACAUGCGAGGUGACAUAUCAGACCUGAAGCAGAGGCAUGCUGGCUUGGCAGAUGAGUUCGUGUCCCUCCGGGACGAGCUCGAUUCGCCAGCGGAUAGCCCAGUCACCUCAGUACCAAGCAAUGGCGCGAGUUCCCUGGAAUCGCAAGCGAAACGACGUCGUGAGGCGGAUCAGAGAUUCACAGAGCUCAUUGCCGAGAUUCGUGCUCAGCCGGGCUUUGGCAGCUUCUUUUUCCCGCCGACUGCACAUGAGAUGAUGGCUGCUGCGAGCCUAGGUCCCAUUAUCGUUGUUAAUCUGAGUUCGUAUCGCUGUGAUGCAUUUCUUGUCCAACUCGAUGGCAUUUCAGUGGUGGAACUUCCUGAUCUCACGUUGGAAGAGGCCCAGAGACAAGCCCACGGGCUGCAUUCACAUGGUUCAGUAGGCUCUUUCAACAUGGAAUCACUGGUGGAAUGGCUCUGGGAUGUUAUCUGCCGCCCGUGCCUAGACGUCCUGGGCUUUAAGGAUCCGCCUUCUGAUGAUAGUUGGCCUAGAGUGUGGUGGAUUCCGACGAGGUAUCUCAGCCGGCUUCCUCUUCACGCAGCAGGACGCCAUGCUGCAGGGUCUUCAUCCACCGAUACCGUCAUAGACAGAGUCAUGUCGACGUACGCUGCAUCCAUUAAGGCAUUGAUACAUGGACGCCGACAUACCAUUCGAGGCCAUGACACUGCUGAGGCGAAUUCGGCCCUCCUGGUUGCCAUGCGCGAAACACCAAACCUAUCAGCAGGUGGGAUCCUCCCAUUCGCCGUCGAUGAGGUGGAUAUGCUGGCAUCACUCUGUCCCUCACUCGGGCUUAAACCCACCAUGCCGCCGCGGCGCAGAGACGAGGUCCUUGAUCGUCUAAAGUCGUGCAAAAUAUUUCACUUUGCUGGCCAUGGGCAGUCUGAUCCGGCGGACCCUUCGCGAAGCUGCUUGCUCCUCGAGGACUGGGAGACAAACCCGCUGACGGCGGGCACGCUUCGUGAUCACAGGCUGCAAGACAAUCCUCCCUUCUUCGCCUACCUCUCUGCCUGUUCCACGGGGGCCAACGAGUCUGAAAGGUUCGCCGACGAGGGAGUCCACCUUGCCAACGCCUUUCAGCUCGCCGGGUUCCGGCAUGUCGUUGGAACGCUUUGGAGAGUAUCUGAUAGGUAUGCCGUCCAUGUGGCGAGGGCGCUCUACGAGACGAUGCAGAAAGAAGGGGUGACUGACCAGGCCGUCUGUUGGGGCCUCCAUCGUGCUGUCAGGGCCCUGCGGGAUGGUCAGACCGAGAAGGAUGCUGCUUUCCCGAAGCGAGCUGCUGAAAUUAGGGAUAUUGUUGGUUGUGAUGAGGAUGCCAAGCCGCUUUACUGGGUUCCCUAUGUCCACUUCGGCGUAUAG
Molecule: messenger RNA, 3084 nt
Organism: Fusarium proliferatum ET1
Lineage: Eukaryota; Fungi; Ascomycota; Sordariomycetes; Hypocreales; Nectriaceae
Exons: 1
Coding region: 1-3084 (1027 amino acids)
Molecular function (GO): protein binding
Source: RefSeq, a predicted model, not a curated record